This is a messenger RNA of Durotheca rogersii, 1764 nucleotides long. RefSeq names its product ribosomal L27 protein-domain-containing protein. Gene Ontology annotation, cellular component: mitochondrial large ribosomal subunit; ribosome. Lineage: Eukaryota; Fungi; Ascomycota; Sordariomycetes; Xylariales; Xylariaceae. Bases 128 to 1291 code for a protein of 387 amino acids. The record is from RefSeq and is a predicted model, not a curated record. The transcript is spliced from 2 exons. Gene Ontology annotation, biological process: translation. Gene Ontology annotation, molecular function: structural constituent of ribosome.
AGGAGAGCUUCUUUUCCUACCAGACCACCCCACAAAGUGCCCGACAGCUACACUACCUAGCAAGUAUAACCACGACGACAGAAUAGUUGACCUCGGGCCCGACGCUGGCCCAGCUAUUGGCACAGCCAUGAGGAUCACUCAAUUGCAGUGGCCCAUGGCGGCAGCUGCCUCGUCCUGCAUAUCGAGAGCCCCCUCCACGCCUGCGACGGUGACGGCGAUUGCGAUCUGGCAGCUCCGGGAUGCGCUGGGACAGCUCAGGAUAGGGGCGAGCAACGCCGCCGUGGAGGGCCGGAGAUACGCCACCGUCAAGGCUCAGGGCGCGUACAAGAUAAGAGACUCAAGCACGAUCCCGAAGAAGCUGGGAGCCAAGAAAUCCGGUGAUUCCUACGUCAUCCCGGGCAACAUCAUCUACAAGCAGCGCGGCACCAUCUGGUUUCCGGGCGAGAACUGCGGCAUGGGGCGGGACCACACGAUCUUCUCGCUGGUGACGGGGUACGUGAAGUACUACCGGGACCCGGCGAAGCACCCGAAGCGGCAGUACAUCGGGGUAGUGUUCGACAAGGCGGACAAGCUGCCGUACCCGCCGCACGCGAUGCGGAAGCGGCGGCUCAACAUGGUGGCGGUGCCGAUGGCGGCACCGGAGCCGAAGCCGGAGCUGUCGGCGUCGGGGAUCCCGAUCGAGGUGGUGCGGCAGGGGGAGGGGCGGCGGCCGCACCCGCGCGACGAGCGCGUGAUGCGGCUGCGGCGCGACGGCAGCUACGCCUACGCCGAGGAGAACUGGCGGCUCGGCACGCUCGUGCGCACCGAGAAGCGCAAGAUGGGGUCGCGGCGCGUCGCCAUGCGCCACCGCCGCCGCCGCGCCAAGGCCAUCGCCCUCGAGAUGCGCGCCGAGCGCGAGGACUACAUCGCCCGCCGCAAGGAGGCGCUCGACGCCCAGCGCGCCGCCCGCUGGCGCAAGAUCCGCGCCUACAAGGCGCGCCAGGCGAGGCUCAAGGCCGAGGGUAAGGGCGAGGGCGAAGGUGAGGGCGGAGGAGGCGGCGGGGAGCCGAACGCAGGCGGAGAGGAGGGCGCGAAGGAGGGCGCCGCCAAAGGCGCUGAAGCGAAGCGGAGUGCGACCGAAGAGGAUGCAACUAAGAAGAGCGCGGCCGAGGAGGUCAAGGCAGAAGCUCAAACCGAGAAGAAAAGCGCCCCGGCGCCGCCUGCUACCGAGACGGCCGCUCCACCACCACCAGCGGCGGCACCAAAGGAGAGUCCACCACCGCCGGCGAAUCCGCCAGACGCGAAGGAGUAAAAAGGUAAAAGAAAAGAGAAAAUAAAAUACAGAGGCGGAGACUUUCUCACCGGGGCCCGGUCGUGUAACAUUAUCUAGUAUAUAAGCGUCAUUUCGGUGCGAGAGGAGCCAGCCGAGGGCCGGCGCGGCGACAACUGUAUAAAGACAUCAUGACCCAUCUUCAUUCACGACUAGGUAAACCCCGCUAGGACUACGCCGCGGUGCCCGGGCUUGUGCCGCUCGGACAUCGGUGUCUGUCGGUAGACCAUUGAUAGUGCUCAUGGAGGUUCUGUACGCAUUGGUUACGGCAGAGCCUACGUCGACGAGGGCAAGUUCACACGCUGUCGUAGAAUUAGGCACGAGAAACCGUGAGUGGCCCAGCGUAAGGCCCUAGGCACUGACGAGACUGCGCCCUUCUUGGAUCAAGGCUUGGCACCCUGUCCUUACAUCCGUCGAGCCGUGAGUUCAUCGAGUAGAAGCUAUCGUAUCACUAG